CGAGAUCACUGCGCCUGCGCUAGUCCGCUUCGGGGCGCUUACUUCCUGAACCUCAGACUCACGUUCUGAGCUGAAUAUCGCCCUCGCUCAAGCAUCGAUUGGGAUACUUUUCAUGCUCUACAAGAUGCUCUCGAAACAAGCACUAGUGGCGCAUUCGCUAGCACGAUCGAUCUCUCGCUCGGGUCCCAGGCGCGCUUUCUCGAUAGCAUCUUCUCUUCGCGCCAACUCCGACGUCCUCGACCCAGGCCUCAACGGCAAUUACCCUAACCCUCCAGCCGUGAAGCGUCAGUUCCGGGAUCCGCAUGCAAAGUACUGGGACCAGCAGGAACGACGAAACUAUGGCGAGCCCGUUCACGAGGACAACGAUGUGCUCGGAAUGUUCACGACAGAGGCGUACACGUGGACCAAGCCUGGAAAGGGCGCCGUCAUGUUUGCCACAUUCGUCGCGAGUGUGCUUGGAUUGACUUUUGUGGUUGGGCGACUCUACCCUGAUAAACCAGCUGUAGCGAGGGAAUUCGAUCUGACGGAAGAACUGGGUGGUAAAGAGGCGCUGAUUGUAACAAAGCGGACGUGAGCGACCAGAAUCUUGACACUCCUAUCAGAGCAUAAAGUGAGACAUCAUAGCAGCAUUGUAUAUAGUUCGCUCAAGGCUACAAGAGCAGCAAAGAACAUUUUUCUUUGUCGACAUGCAAUAUUCGAACCCGAGUAGCCUUCCCGCUGUCUACAUAAUUCCUGCUCAGAAACUUAAUACACGACCCUUUUGUAACAUUCCCAUGCAUUAAGCUCGGCCGACGUGUUAUAGCCCUGUUCGUUCCAUACAAUGAAAAGCGGCAAAUGCAUACUUGUCGGGCUUCGCACAUGAUUGUACAUCAAGAAUACAUACGCGUCAACCCACAGUUCGUAAUAAAUCAUGGAUAUUAGUGUCGAAUACAACUAGCAGGCUAAUUCGGCCAUAUGUAACAUUGGCCUUUAGGUUC
Molecule: messenger RNA, 977 nt
Organism: Verruconis gallopava
Lineage: Eukaryota; Fungi; Ascomycota; Dothideomycetes; Venturiales; Sympoventuriaceae
Exons: 3
Coding region: 113-574 (153 amino acids)
Cellular component (GO): mitochondrion
Source: RefSeq, a predicted model, not a curated record